This is a messenger RNA of Zingiber officinale, 2454 nucleotides long. RefSeq lists its product as uncharacterized. NCBI's taxonomy places the organism in Eukaryota, Viridiplantae, Streptophyta, Magnoliopsida, Zingiberales, Zingiberaceae. The coding region runs from base 1 to 2454 and encodes 817 amino acids. The record is from RefSeq and is a predicted model, not a curated record. The transcript has 4 exons.
AUGUCAUCUAAGACGUCUGAAAAUAUGCAGUGGCAUUUCAAAAAAUGUGUUUCAGAUGGAAAUCUAAGGCAUCCAGCUGAUUCUCGAGCAUGGAAGGAAUUUGAUGAACGUCAUUAUGACUUUGCGUCUGAUCCUAGAAACGUACGCUUGGGACUCGCCGCUGAUGGGUUUAAUCCAUUUAAAAAUCAAAGCACUUCACAUAGUACUUGGCCUAUUGUCCUAAUGCCUUACAAUUUGCCGCCUUGGGAAUGCAUGAAGCCUUAUUCUAUUAUUUUAUCCACCCUUAUUCCAGGCCCAAAAGCACCUAGCAAUGAUAUUGAUGUAUAUUUGCGCCCCCUAUUGACUGAAUUGAAAUAUUUAUGGGAAAAUGGAAUUGCCACAUAUGAUGCUUGUGACAAAAAAAUGUUUCAACUGCGGGCUGCAUUACUUUGGACAGUUAGUGAUUUUCCUGGUUUGGGUUGUUUGUCUGGAUGGAAUACAUAUGCCAAGAAUGCAUGCCCAACUUGUGCUGAUAAUACAGAUGCAGUGUACCUAAAACAUGGCAAAAAGUGGUCAUUCAGAGGGCAUCGUCGUUUUCUACCACCAGAUUCAGAAAUGCGAACAAUGCCAAGUUAUGGCAAACCAGAGCUACGUGAGUUAGAUUUGGCACCAUUGUUGGGAUCUGAUGUUCUACGAAUGACCUUAAACAAGAAUGUGAUUUUUGGUAAGAGUAAUGCAUCAAAACCAAAUGUGAGAAUAAAAACAGGAUCAAUUGAACAAAUGUGGAGAAAACAAAGCAUAUUUUUUAGCCUUCCAUACUGGGAAUUUAAUUUGAUCCGACAUAAUUUGGACCCUAUGCAUAUUGAAAAAAAUGUUUGCGACAACAUUGUUGGAACACUUAUAGAUGAUGCCAACAAGAGCAAAGAUAAUUACGCAGCACGUAGAGAUUUAAAGAAUUUGGGUAUUAUGAAACAAUUAUGGCCUCGGGCACAAUCAGAUGGUAGAGAGUAUUUGCCACCUGCAUGUUACGCUAUGUCUAAAGAUGAAAAAAAGAUAUUUUGUUCUGUAUUAAAAGAUAUUCGUGUUCCUGAUGGUAUGUCAUCUGAUAUCUCAAAGUGUGUGGAUGUUGGACGUUGUAGGAUUAUGGGCUUGAAAAGCCAUGAUUGUCAUAUUAUGAUGGAACAAUUCCUUCCAAUUGCUCUUCGUCGCGUGUUGUCAAAAAAGGUAACUGCUCCACUUAUUAUUUUGUGUGAAUAUUUUAGAACAGUGUGUGCAAAGACCCUACAAGAAGAAGAAUUACAGAAGGCUGAAGAAGGAGUUAUUUUGGUUUUAUGUCAAUUAGAGAGAAUAUUUCCACCAUCUUUUUUCACAAUAAUGGUUCAUUUGGUGGUACAUUUAGCCUAUGAAGCAAGAAUUGCUGGGCCUGUACAUUAUCGAUGGAUGUACCCAAUAGAAAGAUAUCUAGGGAAACUUAAAAAUUUUGUGAGAAAUAAAGCACGACCAGAGGCCAACAUUGCAGAGGCAUAUUUAGCAGAUGAAUGCGUUGUGUUCUGUUCUCGUUAUGUAGAUGGUAACAGCUCAUUAAACAAUCCUGGAACACGACAUAAAGAGACACCAAAUGAUGAGUUUCCCACACUACCGAUGUUUCCACAUAUAGGGCGACCAACAAAAGGGCUUCAAGUAGUUACCUUGGAUGACAAAACUCUGACUCAAGCUCAUAGAUAUAUUCUCUCUAAUUGUGCAGUGUUGCAACCAUAUCGUGAUGAAAUAAAAAAUGAACUGAAGAGAAGACAUAGAUAUGGCCAACGCCCAAGUAAUUCUCAGUUGGAUGACAUGGUUAGAAUGCAAUUUCCAGAAUGGUUUGCAAGACGAGUUGAUCGAGUAAAUGAACGAAUCGAUGACUUAGAUCUUAGGGUGCUUUCGCGUGGUCCAAAUCCAGUAGCAUUUAGUUAUCAUGGGUUCAACAUAAAUGGGUUUGCAUUUCGCACGGUGGAAUCUGAAAAAAACAAAAAGGUGCAGAAUAGCGGAGUUAUGGUGCAGGCGAUGCAUGAUAAUGAUGAUCAUGAGUCAAUCUAUUAUGGUCGACUAACUGAUAUCAUCUCACUUGAUUAUGGUGGUCGUGGACGAAUUGUUCUUUUUCAAUGCGAUUGGGUUAACAUUGCUACAGGAGAACGUGAGGAACAUGAACCUUUUAUUUUGGCUACUCAAGCUCAAAUGGUUUAUUAUGUUCGUGAUCCAAAGGAGGAGGAUUGGUAUUGUGCCAUUCGUCACACACCAAGAGAUACAUACAACAUGGGCAAUGAAGAUGAUAUGGAUAUAAUGCAUUUUAUUCAUAAUAAUUUUUCUAAUAUGGAAUCGAUUUUAGGUGAUGUAAAUAGAGUAGAUGUUGAAUUAAUUAAAACUGAUGUAGAGGGCUCAAUAGUUGAUGUUCUUCCAGUUGUGAACAAUGAAACAGAUGAUGAAAACUUUAGUUGA